AUGGCGUCAUUUAUCACUCGCGCUGAGAGAUCUGGAAAUAUCUUCUCUCGUGUUACUGGUUUAAUUCGAGCGGGGCAAUUGAACUGGGCGGAUCGACCGUUGUGGUACGAUGUUUACAUCUCCUCUCCACCUCUCUCGCCGCCUGACUGGAACGUGAAAUUGGCGAAGUUCGAUGAACCUAUUCGACCGAUUUUCUAUGAAGAAGACGUUCUCAGAGCAAAGUUUUAUAAAAAGUAUCGAAGCACGGCUGGUAUUCAAGUGGACAGUUCGAGAACUAGUGUUUCACAACAAUUCAUCAACGAAUACAAACUAGUCAAGACAGAAAAUUCGGGCGCCACGCCAGAUGAGCUUUUCGAAAUGACACAAAAACGGCUCAGCGAGAACGGAAUAAUUUUGAAAUAA
Messenger RNA from Caenorhabditis remanei, 402 nucleotides. RefSeq lists its product as uncharacterized. The transcript has 3 exons. Gene Ontology annotation, molecular function: structural constituent of ribosome. Gene Ontology annotation, cellular component: mitochondrion; ribosome. The record is from RefSeq and is a predicted model, not a curated record. NCBI's taxonomy places the organism in Eukaryota, Metazoa, Nematoda, Chromadorea, Rhabditida, Rhabditidae. Bases 1 to 402 code for a protein of 133 amino acids. Gene Ontology annotation, biological process: translation.